AACCUCAAAAACUUCACAGAUUUCCCAUCUUUGGUGUACCAUAUAAUCUUAUGAUUCUUUGUAUACCAAAACAUGGUCUUAAACUUCACUUCCGUUCGCUAAACCCACCCUGAAAACCACCGUCCCAUUCUCCGAAACCACUCGCAAAGCCACCGUCGUGUUAACUAUCCCUUGACCAGGGUCCUUUAGCCUUCUUUUUGGUGACCAUGGUAAAACCCUGGCAUCAAAAACGUUACCUAUGACAUAACUUUUGUUUGGAAAAUCAUAAACUGUCACGUUCCAAGUAUAUCAUACUUGGAAAGGGUUAUUAAGAGUUUAAGGUAGGUUCUAUUAAGAGUGAAGAUGAAGCUGCGGCAACAUCUACAACAUCCUCCACCGGAAUCCUCCAUGUUUUUCCAGUGACUGAAAAUUGGUUUUCCGGUGAAAGUGUUCAAAGGGUUAUUAUAAGUUUAAUUAGAAUAAAGGAUGGAGACAAGGGCUAAUCAACUUGCCUUGAGUAAAGAUAGCUACUUGGAUUUGGAGGGCAACUUGCUUAGAAAAGGCUUACUUCCAUGCUCAAAUUGAUUUGAAGAGAACAUGGCGGUCAAAGUUGUUUCGUCUCACGUACUCAAUAUUUAUCUUGUCAACCUAAGGAUCAGAAGCUCAAUAAACAAUGGUCACUUCGCGGACACCCUCAAAAUCUACUCUUCAAUGUUACACAACUCUAAUGUUCAUGGAAACAGCUUUACUUUCCCAUUACUCUUCAAGGCAUGCGCAGCCCUCACUUCUCUUCGUGACGGCACGAAGCUCCACGCCCACGUGCUCCAACUUGGCUUCGUACACGACAUCUUCGUACAAACAUCUCUUCUAUACAUGUACUCCAAAUGCUCAUGUCUAGUCUCUGCUCGCAAUGUGUUCGACGAAAUGCUUUCAAGAAAUGUUAUUUCUUGGAACACUAUGAUUUCUGCUUAUUGUCGUGGCUUCCGUGUAACGGAAGCAAUAAAGCUGUUGAAAGUAAUGUGGGUUCUUGGUUUUGAACUAAGUGCUUCCACUUUUAUCAGUGUCGUGGCUGCUUGCGCCAAUCUUCAACUAGGCUUAUCAAUGCACUGUUGCAUAUUUAAAAUCGGAUUGCUACAAUGUGAGAUUCCUUUAGCAAAUUCGCUGAUGAAUAUGUAUGUUAAAUUUGGUUUUAUCGAUGGAGCUCGUUCUGUUUUUGAUACUAUGGAUGAAAGAUCGAUCCUUUCAUGGACUACUAUAAUUGGUGGCUAUGUAAAUGUUGGAAAUGUUGGGGAAGCAUUCAAUCUAUUUAGUAGAAUGAGAAAAGUGGGAGGUGUUAGUCAGGAUAUGGUGCUGUUCAUUAAGAUCAUUUCAGGUUGUGUACAGGCAGGGAAUUUGCCAUUAGCAUCAUCAAUUCAUUCGUUAGUUCUGAAAUGUGGAUAUGAUGGUGAAGAUCUGAUGGAUAACUUGGUUCUUAACAUGUAUGCAAAAUGCGGUGACAUUGGCUCUGCUCGAAGAGUAUUUGAAAUGGUAGAUGAGAAAUGUAUUUUCUUGUGGACAUCCAUGAUUGCAGCGUAUACUCAGUUUGGUUACCCUGCUGAAGCAUUGGAUUUAUUCAAGAGGUUAUUGAGAACCGGGCUCAAACCAAAUGAAGCAACCUUUGCCACCAUACUCUCUGCCUGUGCUGAUUUGGGGUCUCCAAGUUUGGGGAAGGAGAUAGAACAUUAUGCGAAAAUAAAUGGGUUGGCAUCAAAUCGGCAGGUCCAGACCUCAUUGAUUCACAUGUACUGCAAAUGUGGGAUAGUGGAGAAGGCAGAAGAAGUAUUUGUGAAAGUUUUACAUAAAGACUUAGCUGUUUGGAGUUCCAUGAUAAAUGGUUAUGCAAUUCAUGGCAUGGGAAAUGAGGCUCUGAACCUAUUUCAUCAGAUGCAAAUAACUGAAUCCUUCAGCUUAGAUCAUGUUGUUUUCACAAGCAUAUUAUUGGCUUGCAGUCAUUCAGGGUUGGUGGAGGAUGGAUUGAAGUAUUUCAAAGACAUGAAAACGAUUUAUGGAAUAGAACCUAGUAUAGAGCAUUAUACUUGCUUGGUCGAUCUUCUUGGUAGAGCUGGUCACUUCGACUUGGCCCUGAAAACCAUCCAGGAAAUUCCCGUGCAAGUACAAGCUCAAGUUUGGGCUCCAUUGCUUAGUGCGUGCAGGAAAUAUCGCAAUGUUGAUCUUGGAGAAUAUAUAGCCAGGAAGUUGUUAGAGUUAAAUCCUGGAAACACCAGUAAUUAUGUUUUGAUGGCUAAUUUAUAUGCAUCUGGAGGAAAGUGGAAGGAAGCAGCUAUAACAAGAAGCAUGUUGAAGAAUAGAGGAUUGGUUAAAGAACCUGGUCGGAGCCAGAUUGAGAUCAAUGGCUAUAUACAUGUUUUUGUUGCUGGAGAUAGAUCACAUAAUCGGUCUGCUAACAUCUACAAAAAGUUGGAUGAGCUUAAUAUUAAACUCAAGAAAGCUGGGUAUAUUGCUGAAAUAGAUAUGGUGAUUCAUGACUUGGAAAUUGAAGAAAAAGAGGAGGCUCUGAAGGUUCACAGUGAAAGAUUGGCUGUUGCGUGGGGACUAAUCAGUACUGACCUGGGAACCACUCUUACAAUCAUAAAGAACCUUCAAACUUGUGUUGAUUGUCACUCGUUUUUGAAGUUUACCUCCAAGGUUACAGGCAGGCAUCUUAUUGUAAGAGAUGGUCAACGCUUCCACCAUUUUCGGUCUGGUUCCUGUUCGUGCAAGGAUUUCUGGUGAUAGGCUUUCAUUCUAUUCAUUGCUUCAAAAUGGUGUUCAACCCAUUCCUUGAUUACUGAAAGCGAUUCAAGUAACACCAUCAAGUGGGUGAAUCUGCCAUCUGAAGGUCCAUGGAGGCUGAGGACAUGGAUUCUCCACGUCAAGAGGCUUAAGAAGGAUGUCAUAAACUGGGAGGUCAAGCACACGUUUAGAGAUAAUAAUAAACUAGCUGAUCGACUCGCAAAAGCAGGGGUUCAGCGCACUCAAGACCUUAUCAAAGUGCUGGAUUGAUGCCUGGUGUGUGCUUUUUGUGCAUGAUUUUGAUGGACUCAAAUCUGUGACGGUUAAGCGGUUUGACCUGGACAAUUGUUAGACUGCCUUUUCCAGUAAUAAUGUUUCUGGGUUGUGUGUAUCUGAUGGUGAUGCAAAGGAGAACAGGGGGUCUUGGGUUUGGAUGGACUCUUGCUGGAUAAAAGUGGCUUUUGUUACUUUUAGGAGCUGUCAUUUUUGCAAUGUUUUGUAUGUACAGAGACUAGGAUUGAGUCCUGUUUUUUUUUUUUUUUUGAGUCUUGAUGGUCUGGGCAUAGGACGUGGGAAUCCUGUAGGUGUUUGUUUUAUGCGCAGGUCAUGUCAAUAGCGUUUGUUGAUAUUGAGAGAAAUGGGCAGUGAAUGGGGAGCCCAGGGAACUUUUAUCUUUUGUACAGAAUUUUGGGGAUGAUUCAGAUUUGUCACUCUCAAUUUCUGGGAGUUACAGGCCUGAAUUGUUCUGUUUCCUCCUUCCAGAGGUGAACUAUUGGUUUCCUCUGCAUUGACUACGUAGGGAAGGCUCAGUUAUAGUCA
Messenger RNA from Theobroma cacao (cacao), 3570 nucleotides. RefSeq names its product pentatricopeptide repeat-containing protein DOT4, chloroplastic. The record is from RefSeq and is a predicted model, not a curated record. Gene Ontology annotation, biological process: RNA modification. NCBI's taxonomy places the organism in Eukaryota, Viridiplantae, Streptophyta, Magnoliopsida, Malvales, Malvaceae. Gene Ontology annotation, molecular function: RNA binding; zinc ion binding; protein binding.